Messenger RNA from Trichobilharzia szidati, 907 nucleotides. NCBI's taxonomy places the organism in Eukaryota, Metazoa, Platyhelminthes, Trematoda, Strigeidida, Schistosomatidae. The record is from the annotation of a GenBank genome assembly.
AUUGUUUUUCUCCUCAGACCGUCAGUUCACCGAUAAGUGUGUAUUUUGACUGUAAGCGUUACUUCUCUGAAAGCAUGACAUCACAAGACGAUGAAUUUGUGGUUCCUCAUAUGGAUAUUUCCUGUUUACAGAAUUCAAUAGCGUAUCAGAAGGUUCUUGAAGAACCAUGGAUUUACCUUCAUAAUUGGGAUUCCUUAGCAGCUAGUAUCCAGCACGAGGUGGCGCAGAGUUUCUUAAGUGAACUAAGUACACUUAAAACUGAGAUGGCGAUUACCCAAGGUGUCUUUGAUCCGUCAAUGUUUGUUACACCGGAUGUGUCCAAUACGGUUUCAGAACAAAGUCAGAAUGAAAGUACUUCAGAAGCUCCUAAAGAAAACAAAUGAUUUAACUGCUUGCUUAUCUUCCCUAAUUUCCUCAGAUGUAAUUAUCAAAAGUAUAACAAAAAAUGAACUUCCUUCUUCCUCUUUGGUUUGGGUAAAACUAUGCAUGCAUGAGUUAAUUUCUCAAUACUUUACAGUAUUCUUUUUUUUACUGAUGUUAAACUUGGAGAGUUUUGUACAUCUUGAAAUGGGUCAAUGAAUUUUUGUCUCUAAGCUAUUUAAACACUUGAGUAAUUUUGGUUUAUUUUAUAAUCGUAUACAUUUGUGUAACUUAACAAAAUACAGAUACCGUUAAUUGUUGAAAGUGAUCUUUCAUUUUUGAAUCAUAAAUGUAUUCGUCUACAGCCGCCACGAAUGGAAACGCCUUAUGUGAUGUAUAGUAAAAACUGAUAUAAACUUACUUGUCAUUGACUGUGGCAUUACAGAUCACUGUUUCACAAUUGACAUAUGCUCACGUUGCUAUUGGAAAUAGUGAAUACAUUAGUAUUUUCUUUCCUGUAAACACUCAGAAUAAAAUUUGGAUUCUA